Ciona intestinalis (vase tunicate) is the source of this 2499-nucleotide messenger RNA. The record is from RefSeq and is a predicted model, not a curated record. Lineage: Eukaryota; Metazoa; Chordata; Ascidiacea; Phlebobranchia; Cionidae.
AACAUCAGUUUACAGUUGCACAGUUCUUUAGCAUUUAAAAUACAAAAUAAAAAUGUUUCAAUAAUGGACAAAUUAGUUACAACAUGGAUUUAAAUUGAUUGGAAUUAUUACAUCACAACCCCCAUUAUUGGAUUAUAAAGACAAUUGUUAAAUCACAAGAUGCCAGAGGUCGACGGACAGAACAGACAUUGUGGGUAUUUAGACAUUGAUGAGAUGGACACCAAGAAAAAGUUCCAACAUCGAUAUUUAAUCGUGGAUCGUAAAAAAGGUUUAAUUCAGUGGUUUAUCGACAAACCAAUGAAAGCCAGUGACGAAGACAAACCGUGUGGAAUCAUAAACAUCGGGUACAUUACAAAGGUGGACGUCGCAAGUAAAGCUAAAGUUUCAUAUUGUUUUGUGAUAAACACCCCAUUCAGACCUUAUUAUGUUCAAACAAUCAACCAGGUUGAGUUGGAGGAAUGGGUUGAGAUAAUCAAUGAUGCAAGCAAAAUAACGGUCCCCCCCGAAGCGAUCCGAACCCCCGGCCCCCUCCCACCAGCCCCGGGCAUCAUCCCAUGGCGCGACCCCACAGGGAGCCAAACCUCGUUAGACGCGAGUAUCGACCCCGAACAAACGUUCACGUAUCGAACCGAGAUCGUUGGAGGGGUCGUCGUUAAGAAGAAGUGCACACUAGAUGGCCAAGUAGUGAAACAAGACGAGCCAACUUCCCCCACCAGCCUCACCCACCCCGACCAACAUUUUCAAUUCCCCAACGUUGGUUCGAAGAUUAUAAAGCAGGGGUGGGCCAUCAAGCAAGGACAUGUGCGAAAAAAUUGGAAACGAAGAUAUUUCAUUUUAAAACAGGAUCGUUUUGCGUAUUAUAAAUCGGAUCAGGACAAGGAGCCAAUACGUAGCAUCCCCAUCAACGAAAUCCUCGCUGCUCGAGCCGAAGAUGAAAUGAAACCUCGGGAUAAUUUGUUACUUCUCGCUACGACUGAUAAGAUAUAUUAUAUACAGGCGGAAACAGAAGACGACAUGUAUGAAUGGGUCGAUGCUUUCUGCAACGCCAUCAACAUUAAUAGAGUGCAGAGUCAGAAGAAAAAGGGGUCACGCAUGAGUAAAAAGCUGAGCAUAAUUGUGGACCCCCGCACCCUCCCUUACCCCACCCUUGCAUCCCCCUUAUCCCAAAGCACAAGCAACCUCAUCCCUAUCGUCCCAACCCUCCACCACCCAACAUCCCAGGUCAUCGAUCAUGACAACUUCGUCCUCGGACGGUCCGACUCCACCAUAGACACACAAUACUUGGGCGAGAGCGAGCACUCGGUGGCAUCCAUCCCGCCCUACAGCAGCUCACAGGAAAGCAUCAAUAGUAAAAGUACAGAGUCCGUACAUAAACUUGUCAUCGCUGAUAAAGUUGAAAAUAAGCCGAAAAAAACGCACCGUCGAGCUGAAUCCGAGGUUACAUACUUACCCACCCAUACAGUGGAGUCAGCUACAAGUCGUAUCCACACCGGGAAGAAAUAUAAACCAGGGUUGUCACUCGAUGACGAGGAUAUCCUGCCACGACCUGAAGUUCGGUUCAAAGGUCACGGAGAUGGUAAUGUGAUGUCUAUGGAAAGUCAAAACCAUCCCAUGCUGAAGAAAUCGUUGUCAGGUUCGUCGAGCAAGUCGGCCAAUUACGUCGUGAACAACCUCGACCCCAUUGUCGAUGUUCGAGCUGCUGUCAAACCGAGCACGGUGAAAAAAAAGAAAAACCCGGGAAUCUUGUUUUCGCUGAACACCAUGCUCACGAGGAAAGCCGAUAAAAUGAAUAAAAACUCAAAGAAAAACUCCUAAGUAGUCCGCUGAUGACAUCACAGAGCAUGACUUGACAGUUAAAUGAUGAGUAAGCAAAUAUUUGAGAUGGUGGGACGACAGUACGUAUUUCUAUGCGACCAUAUUUGGUGAAUUUGUAUUUUUAUUACUCCAGAUAUUUUUGCACUUGGCGCAAUUUUUUUAUCCUCUUAUUACGAGGUGCAUAGCCUUGUGCGUCACAAAUACUAUUGUGAUGUCAUACAUGAUUAAUUAUUUGAGGAUUUUUCCAGUAAAAUAAUUUUAUUAUUUUUGUUUUAGUUGAAAUUUUAACACGCUGCCGUUAUUUUGAGCUACACUGUAUUAUAGAUACCUGGUAGCUGACAAUGGAUAUAAUUUAAUAUUUUUUUCAAAAUUGUUUUUUCAAAGUUUUCAAAAUUGCAAUACAUUUACAUUUUUACCAAGUUAUUGUAAAAUUCAAAUAUUUGGGUUGAAAAUUUUUAACAAUUUUUAAAAAUGUAAAGUUUGUAAAAUAUUUUACUAAAACUUUUUAUUUAAUUUGUUUGUUUUAGCUUUGAAAUAACUCUGUGUGCAAUGUUUAACUUAAACAUUGGAAUUUAACUUUUAUUUGAAAGUUACUUCAGUCUGAACAUUGUGAUUUACGCAAAAACUUUUUGCUCCAUAAUCCAAACUUGUGCAAUCAACAAUAAACAUUGUGGUAAAACUAAA